Cetraspora pellucida is the source of this 300-nucleotide messenger RNA. NCBI's taxonomy places the organism in Eukaryota, Fungi, Glomeromycota, Glomeromycetes, Diversisporales, Gigasporaceae. The record is from the annotation of a GenBank genome assembly.
AUGGUGCUUGAAAUGAUGGUGCUUGAGGUGAUAGUGCUUGAGGCAAUGGUGCUUGAGGUGAUAGUGUUUGAGAUGAUGGUACUUGAAAUGAUGAUGCUUGAGGUAAUGAUGCUUGAGAUGAUGAUACUUGAGGUGAUGAUACUUAAGAUGAUGAUACUUGAGGCAAUAAUGCUUAAGCCAAUAAUGCUUAAGAUGAUGUUAUGUAAUGUGAUAAUGUUUGAGAUAAUAUUGCUUAAGAUGAUAUUACUUGAGAUGAUAGUGCUUGAGUAUUAUGAUUCUGAAUCUUAUCCUAAUGCAUAA